AAGAGAUGCCGGGCCGGCCUCUGUCCCGUCGACUAGCAAGUUUCUUGUUAGCUUACAGAAACACACCGCACGCCACAACCCUUCAGAGUCCUGCGGAGUUGCUGCUUGGGCGGCGGCUCACUACCCGUCUCGACAGACUGCGACCCUCUGCAGAGGAAACUGUUCACCGCAAGCAGGACGUGCUACAGGUGAAGCACAGUGGCAAACACCGACACUUCGUGCCGGGUGAUAAGGUGUACGUCAAGAACUUCCGGCCGGGUGAGAGGUGGUUGCACGGAGUCGUCAUGGCUAGAUCCGGACCGGUCUCCUACAGGCUUCGCGUGACCACACCGCGGGGGACCUUCGUGUGGCGGCGACACCAAGACCACCUGCGGUUGCGGGAGAGCUCUACCCCAGAGGAGGAGGAAGGUGGUUUGCUGAUACCGAGUGUCCUGCCAUCAUCGCCAACCCCAGGGCAAGGGGGACUCGUGAACGAGCUGCCUCCAGUUGGGUCACCGGUGGUAGAGGGACAAGACAUGGGAUCAACUCCAGUCUCCGGUCGUUCCCCAGCCCAGCCGCAAGAAAUUCAGCGCCGGUAUCCCGAACGGCAACGGCGUGCGCCUAAUAGGUUUUCGCCUUGAGAAGGAAGAGAAAAAGACGAGGACUUUGUGUUUUUCAGAACUGUAAUUAUUUUGUA
Molecule: messenger RNA, 676 nt
Organism: Ixodes scapularis (black-legged tick)
Lineage: Eukaryota; Metazoa; Arthropoda; Arachnida; Ixodida; Ixodidae
Exons: 1
Coding region: 6-620 (204 amino acids)
Molecular function (GO): nucleic acid binding
Source: RefSeq, a predicted model, not a curated record